Molecule: messenger RNA, 850 nt
Organism: Dermatophagoides farinae (American house dust mite)
Lineage: Eukaryota; Metazoa; Arthropoda; Arachnida; Sarcoptiformes; Pyroglyphidae
Source: RefSeq, a predicted model, not a curated record
CAGUCGUUACCAUCAAUCAAUCAAUCAAUUUAUGUACAUUUUGCGUGUGUGUUAAUUGAAAUUGAAAUCGAAACAAAAUGUUUUCAAAAUUUUCAUUUACAAUUGUGGCAGUAACCGUGUUUAUAUUAUUGAUCAUCAUCGAUAAUAAUGAUGGUGCUAAUGCCAAACAUAUUUAUAUACGUUAUAAACGUUCAAUUGAACGUGAAAGUGAUCCAAUAGUUCCGUUGAAAGAAAGCACCGUAAUAGCACAAGGUGAUGAUGAAAAUGAUGUACAUCGUACGGUCAAAGAUUUUAGCAAUGAAAUUGCAACCAAUGAAAAAGGUGGUAAAGAUUUCUUUGAAUUUGAUUAUAAUCCACAAAAAGAUUUAUUUAAAUUUUCUGGCCACGUACCACAAUUGUUUGCCGGUAAUAGACAUUUACAAAUGUUUGAACAAAUGAUGCAACAAAUGUUGGCCAAUACACAGCAAAUGUUUCAAAAUUUUCCAAUGGCCACUUUUAAUAAUGAUUAUCCAGAAAAUUAUAAUGGCACCACUGAAUCGGAAGUGAUUAUUGGUGGUCGAAGAUUCCGUAAAAAAGAACGUGUCAUUAAUCAAACUGGUGAAGGUACACAGUUGAGUAUUGUGUCCACAAUUUAUGAACCAAUUGAAGAUGAUAAUGAAGUGACCACUAUGACACCGUUGAAUAGAGAAGGUGUUACCGAAGGACCAGUAAUUUCUUAUUAAAAAAAAAAAACAAACAAAAUUCUAUCAGAUCAUUGACCAAAUGUCUAUUUUGACCCAUUUUGUUUGCUAUUAAUAAUAAUAAUAAUAAUCUCUGUAUAAUAUAAUUUGAAAUGGAAACAAUAAAAUUC